CAUUUUCCUUUUCCCCUUUGUCUAAACUUUUCCAUCCCUUUCCUUUUUCUUCCUUUUCAAGAAAAUUCUGUACUUUUUAAACAUCACAUCACAGUUCCAAAAGAGUGAAGAGAAAUGGCAACUGCUGCAUUUGUAGAAUUCAGUCUUGUUGUUCGUCGUCAAUCAAAUUUCCUAAAUCCUUCACACUUGCUGCAGCCUCAUACUCAUCGCUCCCUCUUAUCCCUAACCAUUCCUAAAUUAAAGUCUGCUGCUCUCUCCUUUACUCAAUCUCAAGGUUUUGGAUGUGCAAUUGAGAGACAACAGUGCAAGGAACAAGAGCGUGGGGAUUUUGUUGUAACAUCAGCUGUUCGGGAGUUGACUGGUUCCCUUACUUCUGCCCAGGGACAUCGGUUUGCUAUUGUGGUGGCACGUUUUAAUGAUCUGAUCACCAAGAAGCUUUUGGAGGGAGCUUUGAACACUUUCAAGAGCUACUCAGUUAGAGAAGAAGACAUUGAUGUUGUGUGGGUUUCUGGUAGUUUCGAAAUCGGUGUUGUCGCACAGCAACUUGCCAAGUCAAGCAAAUAUCAAUCAAUAUUGUGUAUUGGUGCUGUGAUUAGAGGUGAUACCUCCCAUUAUGAUGCCGUGGUUAAUGCUGCUACAUCUGGAGUACUUUCAGCAGGUUUAAAUUCAGGUACUCCUUGCAUAUUUGGUGUCCUGACAUGUGAUACCUUGGAACAGGCUUUCAACCGUGCUGGUGGGAAGGCUGGGAAUAAAGGUGCUGAAGCAGCAUUGACAGCCAUUGAGAUGGCAUCUUUGUUUGAGCACCAUCUGAAGCCAUUACAGUAGGGAAAAGACCACCUUUUUUGUCAGUUGUGUUCUUGGAAGAAAGUUGUGUAGUAAUUUGGCAAUUGAUGUUUUUUGAGGAACCAGAAUUGUCAAUUGCUCUAAAUUGUUUGCAGGGAUAACAUUCUUGAACCAAGUUGCAGUUGUUCCAAUGUUGUAUUUUUAAAUAAUAAUAAAGACUUGAUUCUCA
Molecule: messenger RNA, 1012 nt
Organism: Solanum dulcamara
Lineage: Eukaryota; Viridiplantae; Streptophyta; Magnoliopsida; Solanales; Solanaceae
Product: 6,7-dimethyl-8-ribityllumazine synthase, chloroplastic
Exons: 8
Coding region: 115-825 (236 amino acids)
Biological process (GO): riboflavin biosynthetic process
Cellular component (GO): intracellular anatomical structure; riboflavin synthase complex
Molecular function (GO): 6,7-dimethyl-8-ribityllumazine synthase activity
Source: RefSeq, a predicted model, not a curated record